Plasmodium yoelii is the source of this 6390-nucleotide messenger RNA. RefSeq names its product erythrocyte membrane protein. Bases 1 to 6390 code for a protein of 2129 amino acids. Gene Ontology annotation, biological process: regulation of DNA-templated transcription. The record is from RefSeq and is a predicted model, not a curated record. The transcript has a single exon. Gene Ontology annotation, molecular function: DNA-binding transcription factor activity. NCBI's taxonomy places the organism in Eukaryota, Apicomplexa, Aconoidasida, Haemosporida, Plasmodiidae.
AUGAAGCCUGAAGAAGAAAACUUUGAUAAUAUUGGCGAAGACGCCUAUAUGCAUACAAUUAACCAAAUUAAUAUAUUGCCGAUUAAAUUUAAUACAAACAAUUAUAAUGAGCAAGGUAUAAAAAUCGGAAUUAAUAAAAAGGAUUAUGAUUUAUAUAUUAGUCAAUUAAAGAGAACUGAUCCGAAAGAAAUGUUUCAGCCACCUAUUAAUACAUAUACACAUGAUAUAGUUAGUGAUAAAAGAGAUAUUGGUAGAACCCCUACUAUUAACAAUAACAAUCCAAGUGGUAACAAUAAUAAUAAUAAGAAGAAGAAAACGAAGAAAAAGAAUGGGGAUGAUAGAAGAUACGAAUGUGACGAUAGAAGAGAUGAUGAUGAGGGAGUAAAUGCAAUAGAUAAUUCUUUGGUAAAAAUAAAUGUAGAUAAAAAAAUAAAUGAUUUUGGAUGUUAUAAUAAUAUGUGUGUAAAUAGUGUAGAAUAUAAUGAUAUUUAUAAUAAUACAACCAAUGAUUUAAAAAAUAAAAUAAAAUUAAAUGUUGAUUAUUUAAUAAAAUGCAAUGAUAGUAAUGAUACAACAAUUUCUACUUCUACAUCAUGUACAAAUACAAAGCUUUUAAGAAAAAAUAGUGACAUAAAUAAUUUAAAUUUUGAAAACAACAUUUAUAAUGAUGACAAUAAUAAUGAUGGUAAUAAUGAUGGUAAUAAUGAUGAUAAUAAUGAUGAUAAUAAUGAUGAUAAUAAUGAUGAUAAUAAUGAUGGUAAUAAUGAUGGUAAUAAUGAUGGUAAUAAUGAUGAUGGUAAUAAUGAUGAUAAUAAUGAUGGUAAUAAUAAUGAUGGUAAUAAUAAUGAUGAUAAAAUAAAAGAAAUUUGUAAUGAAAAUUAUAUAUGUAAUAAAGAAAAUUCAAUUUCUGAAAAAUUUAAUAAUACGAAUAUAGAUAAUGCAUCUAAAAGUGGUACUAUAAUUUGUUUUAAAGAUUCUAAAAUAAAUUAUAAUUUUGAAAAUACAAAGUGCAUUAGUUAUGAUCAUAAUUAUAAAAAUUGUAAUAAUGAUAAAGAAUACAAUAAUAAUAGUGUUAAUAAUUUUUCAAAUAAAUUAAAAAAAUCUAAAAAAAAUAAUAGCUCACUAAUAAAUAAUAAUGGCAUUAAUAAUUAUGAUAAAAAUGAAAAAAAUAAAAAUAUAAAAUUAAUACAUGAAAAUGCAGGAAAUAUAAAUAAUUUAAAUAAAUUUGAAUUUAACGAAAAUACAUUUGAUUUAUUAAAUAAUACAGAAUUAGCAAAUAAAUUAAAUAAAUUUUGUAAUAAAAUACAGAAAAAAAAAAUAGCUAGAAACCAUAAUUUUGAUGGCGAUCAAAGUGGCAAGAUAAUAAAUAUAAAAUAUGAUUUGAAUAAGGAAAAUAAAGAAGUAAAAAAAAAAACCGAAAUACAAUCAAUGCUUAUGCAUAUAAAAAAUAUUAAUAAGAUAUCUUUAAAUAAUUUAGAGCAACCUAAAGAUCAACAUUUAGAACAAACAGAUACAAAUUGUUUACAAAACAAUAAUAAUAAUAAUACUCUUUCAGAUAAUGAUGAAAAAAAAAAUAAAAAACGAAAAAGAAUCAACGAUAAUUUAUUAUUAAAUAAUAUUAAAAAACAAAUUAAUUCUAUAAAUUCUUAUAAAAAUUAUAUUUAUAAUAAUGAAACAGUAGAAGAAGAUACAACUCACCAACAAAUGAUAGUACAAAAUUUUUUUAAUCAAAAUGAGGUGGGGAUCCUAAAUUCAGAAAAUUUAAUUAAUAGCCAAAUUCGGUUAUCAGAUAAUGAACCCAUUCAUAAAAAGAGUAGUGCCGACGACAAUGCCGAUCUAUUAUAUGGCCUACCCAAAAUUCCUACUUCAAAAAAUAACGAAAAUAAAGAAAAUGGCACCAUUUUAGAAAGCAACAUCUCCGAAGGUUUUGAUAAAAAUGCAGUGGUUCAUAAUAUGAUUCCUCAAAUAGUUCAAUCUCCUAUAUAUCAAAAAAAUAGCAAAACCGAUAACUACGAAAUUUCAAAUUCAAAUGGGUCCGAGAAUAGAAAUUGCUUAUAUGAAAAAGAAUCUGAAUAUGACAAUAAGAUUGUUGAUACAUCUAAAACGAUUAUUAAUGAGAUUGAAAAUAAUAUUAGUAUAUCUAAAGAUAAUAUAAAAAUAAAUCAUGUAAAUAUAGAAGAACCUAUAAUAUCUAUUGAUAAUUAUAAAACAUCGUGUCCUCCACCUAUUAUACCUAAUGAACCAUAUUCAAAACGGCCUCAAAGAAAUGCAGCAAAAAAAUGUAUAAAUUUAUGGUCCGAAGAGUUAAGAAAAAAAUCUGAUAAAUUUUAUGGAUUACAUGAUAAAGGUAAAAAUGUGGGUAAUGAUUCAAAAAAAGAAGAUAAAAUAUUAAAAAAAAAAGAAAAAGAACGAGAAAAAAAAGAAGGAAUAUAUUUAAAUAAAAUAAUUUUAGAAAAUAAUGAAGAUGAGAUAGAUGAAGAAAAAGAUGAUAAACAAAAAAAAAAAAAUAAAAAAAAUAAAAAAUAUAACAAUAAUAAUAAUAAUGAAAAUAUACCAGAAAUUGAACAAAAUAAUGAAAAAAUACCUAUAUUAUUUAAUCGAAAUAUGGAUGAAAGAGAGAUGUUUAAAUAUUUAGAUAUCUUAAGACAUUUACCAAGUAAAAAAGGUGGUGCUCAAUAUAAAUUACAUAAAGCAAUAUUAACUGAAGAAAUGGUAAAAAGAGCUAAAAAAUUUCCAUUAGUACAAGGCGUUUAUUUUGAUAGAUAUCAACAAAGAUGGAGUGUUAAUUGGAAUGAAGAUGGUAAAAGAGUUGCAAAAUAUUUUCCUAUUAAAUUAUUCGGAUUUGAUUAUGCUCGUAGAUUAGCUAUCUAUUGUAAAAAUUAUCAAAAAAUUCCAGAAGAGGCUUUAAUUUUUGAGCAAGCAUAUCGAGCUAAGCAUCAAAAUAAUAAGUUAAAAUUCGAAAAUCGAGAAAAUUUAAAAAUUGAAGAAAUUGAAAAUAAUAAAGGAGAUAUUAUUAAAAAAAAUAAUAAAAAAAAUAUAAAAAAAAGAAAUAUUAUAGAUAAGCCAAAUUCAGAAGAUGAAACAUUGAGUAAUCAAAAUGGUACUAAAAAGAGACAUCUUAUAAAUCAAACUGAUAAAAAUGAUGCCAACUUUAUGCAAAAAAGUGAAAAAAUUUGGGAAAAAUUAACUAAUAGUAUUUCAGAUAAUAUUCAAAACACAUCAAAAAAAUUAAUGAGUAAUAAUAAUGAGUGCUAUUAUAGUAGUGAUGAUAAUAAUAAUGAGAGUAGAAAAUAUAAUUCAUUUUAUCAUCAAAAUAAUAACUCAUUUCAUCAUCAAAAUAAUAACUCAAUUCAUCAUCAAAAUAAUAACUCAUUUCAUCAUCAAAAUAAUAACUCAAUUCAUCAUAAAAAUAAUAACUCAAUUCAUCAUAAAAAUAAUAAUUCAUUUCAUCAUAAAAAUAAUAAUUCAUUUUCUGAUUCUAUAAGUGGUUCUAUUAGAAGCAAUACACAUUCUGAGGAUUUCGUUGCUGGAAAUAUUUUGAACAAUUUACAAACACGUGAUAAUAUAGAUAUUUUUAAAAUUAGCAAAAUUAAUAAUACAAAUGUGAAUACCAUUAUGAAUUAUGAUUUACAAAAUUCUAUAGAUGAUGAGGAUCAACUAUUAAAUUUAAUUAAGAGUAAAUAUUUAACUAAUAAUGCAAUAAAUGACAAAGAUAAAAAAUUGUUUACAAGUAGCGAACCAAAUAGUGAACCAAAUGUUGAUCAUGGCAAUGGCAAUAAUAAUAGUAACAAUAAUAAUAGCAAUAAUAAUGACAAAAUGGGUGAUUGGGAAAAUGAUGGAAACUAUCCAGUUAAUGUUAUAGAUAAUUUAGAUGAAAAAGGAAUAGAAAAAUUUUCAAAAAAAAAAAAAAAUAAUUUCUCUCAUAAAAUUCAGCAAAAUGAUGAUAUUCCUAAGGAUAAUUCCAAAAUAAAAAAUGAAUUAUACUAUUUAGAAAAUAAAAAUGUAAGUAUAAAUAAAAAUGUAAGUAUAAAUAAAAAUGUAAGUAUAAAUAAAAAUGUAAAUAUAAAUAAAAAUUUAUCAAGUAAAGAUAAUAUGAACAUUGUUCAAAAUAACACUAUUCAAGAUGCUUUUUUUCAAAAGGCAAACCAAUUAGGAUCUAAACAAAAUUUGAGUAUCAAAUUAAAUAAUAUUAAUAAUGAUAUAGAAUAUGAAAAAAAUGGCGAAAAAAUAAAUAAUAUCAAAAAAAAUUUAAAAAAAAAUAUAACAUGUACUUCUACAGGAACAUCUUUAAAAUCAUCUGCUUCUUGUAUAUCAUCUUCUUCUUCUUGUUAUAAAAAUUUAGAACAAUUAUCAUUAAAUCAUGGUUAUUCUGAUUUUAUAGAUAGUCAUAUUAUACACAAUACAAAUGAAUAUUUGCCAGAUGAAAAAGAUUUACAAGUUUCGAAUAAUUGGAUAGAAAAAUUUGAAAUGGGAAAUGUAUCAGGAAAUUAUAAAACUGUAGGAAUUAGAAAAGAAAACUUUUCACAUUCUACUGGAAUUAAUGGGAAUCGAUUUUUAAUAUCAGAAAAUAGCCAAAAUUCGAACCAAAUUCCGAACCAAAAUUCGAACCAAAAUUUGAACCAAAAUUUGAACCAAAAUUCGAACCAAAUUUCGAACCAAAAUUCGAACCAAAAUUCGAACCAAAUUUCGAACCCCAAUUUGAAUCCCAACUCAAACUCAGUUUCAAUAAAUGAUGACGAAAAAAAUAUGUUGGGGAGAAUAUAUAAUCAAGAUUAUGAUAAAGAUGUAGAUAAUAGUGAAACUGAUCAUAAUAAAAUAGAUGAUAUUAAAAAUAUAAAUAAAUAUAAAGAUAUAAUUAACAAUUUAGGGGGAUUUCAAAAUGUUGAUAAAGUAUUAAAUAUAAAUGAUAGUAGUAAUAAUAACAUUCACAAUUCAAAUGAAAAUAUUAAUGAAGAGAAUGGUGAUGAUAUAAAUUCAAGAAUUGUUGGUGUACAUUAUGAUAGAAAGCAAUAUAGAUGGAAAGCAACUUGGUAUACAUCAAAUGGAAGAAGAUGUGCAAAAUAUUAUCCUAUAAAACAGUAUGGAUAUCUAGAAGCCAAAAAAAUGGCUAUAGAAUGUAGAAAAGUAUAUAAUUUAUAUAAAAAAAUAAAAAAAAAUCCUGAAAGUAAUACAGAUGCUAAUGAUAUUGAUUUUGAAACUACAAUAUUUCCAAAAGAGUAUUAUAUAAGCUUAUUUGAAAAUGAUGAAAAAAAAGAUGGUUAUUAUAUGGAUAAUAAAAAAGGAAAAAAAAUAAAAACAAAAAAAGAUAAUAUUCAUAUCCCGGUUACUAGUAGCAAUUCUCCUCGAAACAAUAACAAUCAUAGCAAUAGCAAUAGUAACAUUCGUAACAAUAUUGAGCUUCCAUUUUACAAUUCUAAUAAUGAAUAUUAUCAUAAUUGUGGAAAUAAUUCAAAUAACGAUUGUAGUAAUGUUAUGAAUUCUACCAAUUCCGGAACCAACAAGUAUAGUAAUAAUCUUUUAAAUUUGAAUGAUGAUUCCAAAAAAAAAAAACAAUAUAAUGAUGCACUUAAUAAAAUCGAGAUUAUAAAAUCUAUGGAAUAUACUAAUUUAUCUGACAAUGUUGAUAAUGAUAAUAAUAAUAAUUCUCAUAAGUUUAAUACAAUAUUAACUGGUUUUAAUGAUUAUAAUAUAAAAAAAAAAAAAAACGAAAAUAAUUUGGACAAAAUGAUGUGCUUUCCAAUCGGAGCUAAAGCUAAUGGAAAUUAUUUCUUUAAAAAUAUUGCAGAAUUAAGCAAAUUUAAAAAACAAAAUAGUCAGAAUAAUAACAAUUUUGGAUAUAUAUGUGAUAGAGGGUCGGAUAGUAUAUGUCAUAGCACAUUUAAAAAUGAAAUAGACGAAGAGGAAAAGGAAGAAAAGGAAGAAAAAAAUAACGAAGAUGGAAAUACUAAUGAAAAUAAUUUGAAUAAUUCUAUAAAAUAUUUAUCACCUUCUCUAUUAUCUUUAUAUUAUUUAUCAGAAAAUAUUUUAAAUUUUCAAAAAGGAACAAUUAAAUAUAUUUUACAAGAUCUAAGAGAUAAUUGUUUAUCAAAUUUAGCAUAUGAUAUACAAAAUAUAACAUUUCAAGAAUAUUAUAUGGCUAUUCAUUAUUUAAAUAGAUAUGUAAAUGAUUCGACUUGUUAUGAUGAUAUAUUUUUUCUUUUAAAGGUUUUAGCACAAAAUUUAGAAAUAAAAAAAAUACCAAGUUUAUAUAAUGAAGAAAAACAAAAAGAGUUAUUAAAUUCAUUAACAGUUAUAACAAAAAAAUUGAAAAAUAAUUAUUCUUACUAUACACAUAAUACCUUUAAAAAUACAAAUGAGCUUGACAAAUUCUCAUCUUUAAUAUUUCAAUAA